This is a messenger RNA of Pygocentrus nattereri (red-bellied piranha), 1639 nucleotides long. It is a transcript of the gene rab7a, whose product is annotated as RAB7a, member RAS oncogene family. Gene Ontology annotation, cellular component: late endosome; lysosome; phagocytic vesicle. The coding region runs from base 391 to 1014 and encodes 207 amino acids. Gene Ontology annotation, molecular function: GTP binding; GTPase activity. Gene Ontology annotation, biological process: phagosome-lysosome fusion; endosome to lysosome transport. Lineage: Eukaryota; Metazoa; Chordata; Actinopteri; Characiformes; Serrasalmidae. The transcript has 7 exons. The record is from RefSeq and is a predicted model, not a curated record.
UAUCCCACUCCCACUCGGGCUUGUUUUGGAGGAAGUGAGCAGCAAGCGGCUCCCGACAAAAAAGAAAAAGAAAGAGAAAGGAGAAAUAAGAGUCAUUUUUAACGGCGAUCGUCUAGAACGGUCACAGAAGACGGCAUCGGCAUCCCAGUGUCAGCUCGGUCAGCCAGACCCAGAGCAGUCCGCUUCCCAUCGGCUGUCAGACGAGCGGAGCCGCCGAAACAACAAACAAUAGUGACUUAGCGAGGAGUUAGCAGUUAGCUUAAAUACGAGCUAGCGUACAGCGCCUCACUCGCCUGACUCUCUGAUAAGUACAUCAGGUGUGUUAACUUCCAUGUGUGAGGAUUUUCCAUAACAGUCCACACCCUGUGCCAAUAAAUAAGCUGUGACACGAUGACAUCGAGGAAGAAAGUUCUACUGAAAGUGAUCAUCCUCGGAGACUCAGGAGUGGGGAAGACUUCUCUGAUGAACCAGUAUGUGAACAAGAAGUUUAGCAAUCAGUACAAAGCCACAAUAGGAGCCGAUUUCCUGACGAAAGAGGUGAUGGUGGACGACCGACUCGUCACAAUGCAGAUUUGGGACACGGCGGGUCAGGAGCGCUUUCAGUCUCUGGGCGUGGCGUUCUAUCGUGGUGCCGACUGCUGCGUGCUCGUCUUUGACGUCACAGCACCCAACACCUUCAAGACGCUGGACAGCUGGAGGGACGAGUUCCUUAUUCAGGCCAGCCCGCGUGACCCAGAAAACUUUCCCUUCGUGGUUCUUGGCAACAAAAUUGACCUGGAGAAUAGGCAGGUAACCACCAAGAGGGCACAAGCCUGGUGCCAGAGCAAGAACAACAUCCCCUACUUUGAGACCAGCGCUAAGGAGGCCAUCAACGUAGAACAGGCUUUCCAGACUAUCGCACGCAACGCACUGAAACAGGAAACUGAAGUGGAGUUGUACAACGAGUUCCCAGAGCCCAUCAAGCUGGACCGGAACGAGAGAGCCAAGCCAUCUGCAGAAACCUGCAGCUGCUGAAGACCUGCAGGGGGCGCUACUGACCACCCUUACCCUUUCUGGCCUUGUUUCUUCCUCACCACCCUCUUUUUCCACAGUCCCUCUUUAUGUAUUACUCUCUCUCUCUCUCUCGCUCGCUCUUAUUCUCUCUCUCACGCUCUUAUUCUCUCUCUCUCUGUCUCCCUUUCUCUCUUCCCCAAUGUAAUCACUGGCCUUCAUAGAGCAAGCAGGCUUCCUCUCCUAGAAUAUACCCUCUACAACUUGCACUCACAACCAUAGACACACGUAUACACACCACGAAACGCGCACUCACACUCUCAAAAGUGCUCAAAGAGGCUCUGUCUGAAGCCCAAAAAAUUAUUGCAAACAAAUUUUGGUACACAAGUGUUUCCAGGCCCUCGGUAUUAGCUCUUUUAACCUUAAUCUUGUCACAGAGUCCUAACGCCUUUCACAGGAUCCCUUAGUCCCUUCAGUUCCCACCGGACACGGGCACGCCCUCACGCACUGUUGAUCCUGAAACUCUCACAGCACUUGAAAUGGUUUCUGAGACUUUUUAUAUGAACCCACCAUGUAACUGGAAUCUGUAAGAUCGAUGGGGCUGUGUAAUAUAAUCGGUGUAUUAAAAAGCUCUGUGUUGGUAUCAGAA